Molecule: messenger RNA, 405 nt
Organism: Mycotypha africana
Lineage: Eukaryota; Fungi; Mucoromycota; Mucoromycetes; Mucorales; Mycotyphaceae
Exons: 1
Coding region: 75-314 (79 amino acids)
Source: RefSeq, a predicted model, not a curated record
UCAAUAGCAAGAAUACCAUGUAACAGAUAUCCAUAACAACAACAACAACAACAACAACAGCAUCAGCAACAGCAAUGGUAGUAGCAGUAGCAGUAGUAGUAGUAAUAGUAAUAGUAGUAGUAAUAUUGGUAACAGUUUUUAGUAAAAUAUGCAGAAACGAAGUGGAAGGCUUGUUCGUUUUGCUACAUAGCAAUCUUUAUGUACUUACUGUAAAGAUUAAACUGAAUAGAGUGAGUCGGUUAGUCUUGCUGUUGAAUCCAAGCAUGCCAUUCAUCACUGAUUUGCAUGAAUAUAAAAGCAAGUCCGCCAAUUAACUUUUUUCCAUUUGGAAAACAUAAACCUGGUUAGAUUUUUCCCUCACUGUCCCUCUUUCUUUUUCAUAUUUCCCGUACAUUCUUUCCCACA